AUUAAUUUAUUUACCGGCAAAAUAAUGGCGGGAAUUCUGAAAAUCUUGAUGAGGGAUUACUUUACUCAUUCGAGCGAUUUUGAUUGAUUAGGGCUUGAGAGCAAAGUUCCUUCCUUCCUUUCUGCAACAUGGGUCAGACCCGAAAAAUGGUGCAGCCGAGUUCACAUGCCGAUUGGAGCAGCGGCGGUAAAAGGAAGAUGAGGAGGGGCGGCGCAGUUGGAGUGGGCAUUGAAGAGAACAUCUUAGCAAUCUUUGACGAUUCCCAUGAUUCUCAGUACUCUCACGACGACAGGCUUGCUUUCCUCGAAGCAGUUCGGGCCACCUCAAUUGUUGCCGAGGAUAGAACUCCUCCCACUACCAAAAUGUUCGAAACCAUCUUUCAGAUCUUCAGGACAGAGAAGUCUCUGGAAUUGAUAAUGGCAAGUUUCCAGCUUCUUAAUGAGCUGGAACAGAGUUUUCCUCGAGUGUACUCAGAUGCUGGAGCUGCAUCAAAAGCAUCCUCCACUUCCCAGCCUGAGCUGGUUGUUGAUGAAGAGGCUUGGUCCCCUUUUACUCUCACUGCAGACAGUGAGAGAGCAACUUCUAAAGGGAGCUCUGCUAAAACAAUUGGCCCCUCGGCUUUUCAUCGUAUAAUACAAGACCUGGCUGCUGAGCUGAAUGAUACAAGUGUUCAACCAUCAGACAUAAGGUCCCUCAGGAAUAUGCUAUUGUUCCAAUACCUUGUCACAGUUCUUGAAGGAGAGUUUCUGGCUCGUAUGAGCAUCUAUAAAGAAACCAUGCAAUGGACCAUCAUAAGGGAGUCCACACUGAACAUACUCUUGGGCUCAAGAAGAAUUAACUACAAAGGCUUACUGAAGGAUUGCCUGUCUGUUAUUUGCGGACUGCAUAAAAUCCUCGCGGGAUGUGGUGACGGCCUUAAAUUUUCAGAGGCUUCAACAGAAAAAUCAUCCAAAGAUUCUCGCACUUCUCUGGCAAUUGCAUUACCGGAAGUGGAAGAAGGAACUUGCACAGUGAUGCAGAAACUCAUGAUAAUGAUUAUGGAACUCGAUAUCCUGAAAAAGCAAGCAGAUAUAAAAUGUUUUACUACCAGAGCAGAUGGCGUGAGAACACCCCUCCUGGAGACAAUUCUUGAUGAAGUAACGUAUGAUGCUGGGAAUCUAUCUACAGUUUUACAGGUCUUCAAUCAUCCUAAAUGGAAACUAGAACUUGUUCUGCAGUACUUCUCGAAGUACAUUGUUAAGCCCACAGUUCGUACUAGGAGGAGGUUAAGCGAUUCUGCUGAGGAUGCGACAUUCCAUGGAACUCUGAGGUCCUUGGGGAAUAUGAACAGUGUGAGAAGCGUCGUAAAGAAAAUUAGUGCAGAAGCAGUUCAAUUGCUUCUGGCUCACGGUUUUCAGGCACAUUUGGCUCUGUCAAGCAAGCAUUAUCAGUAUGACGACAUUUCCGAUUCAAAAGCAAAAGACAGCUCUUUGAGGGAGAUAAGCGAGGAAAUGAUCUCUGCUUUCAACAAUUUACGAAAAACCGAUGGGUAUAUUUCAAUUUGCUCGACAUUUCGGAUAAAUAUAGGGAUCUCCUUUUCCAUUUCUGGAGUUAUUUUGUUUCCUUGUAUGCCCUUGAUAUCCAUUACACAGGCACAUGGAGAUAUUACCGAUUGCAAGAGAAGCACUGUUUGUUGCAUCGAUAAUCCUCUCAAGAAAGCCAUAGAGGUUUCGAGAGUCCAUUCUCAUGCCAUCGGCUUAUAGGGAAGAAUUGUCAUUUACAGGAACCUGUGUGGCCUCGCAGCUGAGCUACAAGUCAAAAUGCCCUACGAUGCUCGUUUCAAUGGUCUCGAAUAUUUUCCUGUGGUUUAGAUGACUGUCUAAAUUAGAUCCGAAUGAACUAGCACGCCAUGAAUUUUUUGAUGCUCUAUGUAUAUAUCUCGUUGAAGAUCU
This is a messenger RNA of Punica granatum (pomegranate), 1931 nucleotides long. The record is from RefSeq and is a predicted model, not a curated record. NCBI's taxonomy places the organism in Eukaryota, Viridiplantae, Streptophyta, Magnoliopsida, Myrtales, Lythraceae.